Molecule: messenger RNA, 2553 nt
Organism: Manacus vitellinus (golden-collared manakin)
Lineage: Eukaryota; Metazoa; Chordata; Aves; Passeriformes; Pipridae
Gene: UROS
Product: uroporphyrinogen III synthase
Exons: 10
Coding region: 402-1211 (269 amino acids)
Biological process (GO): uroporphyrinogen III biosynthetic process
Molecular function (GO): uroporphyrinogen-III synthase activity
Source: RefSeq, a predicted model, not a curated record
AAAAAAAAAAAAAAAAGGAAAAUUCCCAGCUUCCCCAGAACUAGACUCCCUGGUUCCGGAUAAUUCCAGGCUAACAAACACAAAAGGGAGCGAGGUACAGCACAGUAAGCACAGUGUGAAUGUUCUCUGUAUGGAAAACACCAGUCAGGAAAAUACGUGGAAAACUCCUAAGCACUGAAAUUACCGAAGUGGUGACUAAUGACUGAGCCUCAGUUAUGUCGAACGUGCUCCAUUUAAGUCUUUUUGUCUAAUUAACGAAGAAAGGUGGAUGUUAAUGAGGUCACUGAAGAAGGGGACUGGGUACUCCUACUGUCAGCCACAAGAGCAAGGCACAGGGCCUGGGAUGCAAUUCCAGCUUUAUAAAUACAAACCAAAGUUCUGCUGCACUUCCUUGGUGAACAAUGAAGGUUCUGCUGCUGAAGGAUCCCAAAGACAAAGAUUCGGGACCAGAUCCGUAUAUUAAAGAAUUAGGAUUGUAUGGCCUUGAAGCAACGUUGAUCCCAGUUUUGUCAUUUGAAUUCCUGUCUCUUGAAAGCUUAUUUGAAAAGCUUUCUCAUCCAGAGUGCUAUGGAGGCCUAGUUUUUACCAGUCCAAGGGCAUUAGAAGCCAUCAAAAUAUGCUUAAAAGAGAACAGUAAAAAAGAAGCCUGGUUGAAAUCUCUUAAGCAAAUGUGGAAUAUCAAACCAACGUAUGUGGUAGGAAAAGCUACAGCUUCUUUAGUGGAAGAAAUUGGCCUCACCCCACAAGGAGAAAAGUGUGGAAAUGCUGAAAAAUUGGCUGAGUAUAUUUGCUCAAGAGAGAAACCGAAUUCCUCAGCUCUUCUUUUUCCUUGUGGAGCCCUGAAAAGAGAAGUUCUUCCUACAGUGCUUAGAGAGAAAGGCAUACCUCUGGAAAGCCUGACUGUUUAUCAGACAACCCAGCACCCUGAUCUGCAGAAAUCCUUGAGCAGUUACUUCUCACAGCAGGGAAUCCCUGCAAGCGUCGUGUUCUUCAGCCCAUCUGGUGUCAAAUUCUGCCUCCAGCACAUUCAGCAGCUUUCAGGGGAUGUGAUCAACCAUGUCAAGUUUGCUGCCAUCGGGCCAACAACUGCAGAGGCCCUGGAAGCUGCAGGGAUCCCUGUGAGCUGCACUGCAGGGAGCCCCACUCCCCAGGAUCUCGCUGCUGGGAUCCACAAAGCCCUCCACACCCAGAACUGCUCCUUGCCCAAGUGAGAGCCCAGGGUGCCUGGGAAGGUGAACAUGGUGCUCUAGGACGGGUUUCCACUUUCAGGUCUGUUGUCGUGCAAGAAAAGUGUUUUUUGGGAAUAUACAACACUCUUGUCAGGGACUGGUGUGAGAAGGUUGCACCUAGAUGUCUAAGAAAUGUGGAAUCUCUCCAGCAUCUCUUAAAACAUCCAACUCUUCCCCUUUCCUCAUGUGAAUGUGAGUAUUUUAUCCUUGAAAACUAGCUGUGAACACCUGUACCCUGAAAUCAGUUCCUCUCAUCACCUCAGGUGUCUCCCAGCACACAGGUCAGGUUUUAAUUUCUCUGUAUAAUCAGUUUUACAGACACGUCUUUUGUACGAAAAACCCCCACGUUUCAAUGAAGUUCUUUUGUAAACUUGUUUAUUGUUCUGCUUUUCAGAUAUUUGUGUGAAAAUGAUGAUUGUAGAUUCUCAGUGGAAUGGGAGAGUUCUUGCAAUGAAGUUGCACUGUGUGGGGCUAAUUCAGGUCUGCUCUUGCCCUUCAACGUCCUUACAGUACAGGGUCUGAAAAAUUAGGUUUGGGUUUCUGUUCCUGUAAAGGAGGAGGGUUUAUUAACAGGGAAAUAAACUGGCUUAUCAGAGUUCAUAAUGGUGUUAGAGUUGUGUUUUGGAUGUAGUUUAUGCUUUAAUUAUUUAUCUGUGAAAGGGGAAAAAUAAUCCGAUUUAGCACUAAUGCCCAGGGAUUCAUAGAAGAUUUAAAUCAUAAUAUACUCAAUUAUAAUCCUCCUGAAAAAAAAAAGAUCAUUUGUGUUGCUAGCAAAGUGCUGAGGUUCCUGGAAUAACAGAGAAGCCUUUAUUUGCUGUACAGUCCUGUUAUCUUAAUUCUGAGGAUGCAACCAGAAUUUCCAGCCAGGUGAGAUGCUCUGGACUUGGAACAAGAGUUAAUCUGAGCCCAGUUAUGCUCCUGCAACCUGAACUCAUUUCAGAUUGUGGGUGUGGGUUCAUCAAACUGGAGCCAAGUAUUUGGCUGUAUAAAGCAGUUCCAUUUCUUGAGACAAAAUGGAAUCUCAGAAGGAGAAUCACAGAAUAGUUUGGGUUGGAAGGGACCUUAAAGAAAGCUCUUCUAGUUCCAUGUGCAUACAUGUAAAAACUGUUUCUACCUUUAAAUAAAGUGUUUUAUACUGCUGUUUUUCAAUAGUGAACCACAUUUAUUUGUAGAACAUCAGAUGCUGUAUUUUUAAAAACUUUGUAUUUCAAGAAUGUGUAUUUCAAAAAACCCAAAGUCCUCACAUGCUGAUAUAAGCCCCCCCCCCAGAUUUUUUCUGCCUUUCAAGUAGUUUUCAUUCUCUUUUAAUUUGCUGCUCUGAUGA